GCCAUGAGCCUAUCUUGCAGUGUUUUGUGUUUUUUCCAGGAGAAUGAACACAGUCUUUGAAGUUGGAGAGAUCUUGGCUUAAAAUCAAUGUCAUGUGGCCUGUGCUUUGGACCGUGGUGCGCACCUAUGCUCCUUAUGUUACAUUUCCUGUGGCCUUUGUGGUUGGGGCUGUGGGUUACCACCUGGAAUGGUUCAUCAGGGGAAAGGAUCCACUUCCUGUGGAGGAAGAAAAGAGUAUCUCAGAGCGCCGGGAGGAUCGUAAGCUGGAUGAACUUCUAGGCAAGGACCUUACCCAGGUGGUGAGCCUUAAGGACAAGCUGGAAUUUGCCCCUAAAUCUGUCCUGAACAGAAACCGCCCUGAGAAGAGUUAAUGGAAGACACAGGACCCUAUGGUCAACAGGGCUGUGACCGGUCCUGCCAUGAUGUCAACUCAGCCCCAGAACAUACAUCUGAUUUCUUUGCUGCUUAUUCUGGCCCCUUCUGCACCUCACAGCCUCACAUGUUCCGGCCGCUCCUUUAUAGCCAGGGAGACACAGGAGCAGCUGCGGGGCCAGCCGAGAGGAGAGCUGAGUCUGUAGAAUGGGGUUCAGCUGCUCAGGCUUCCGAGCUUCGGUUGGUGACUGCCCAGAGGAGUGCUGUAAAUGAACAUGGGCUCCAGUCUCCCCGGGGAGGUGGUCUGGCCUCAAGUGGGAAUGGCUGGGACUUGGGUGUUCCCUUUAGGAGGGAUACCCACGUGUCUAGUUCCAGUUUGCUCUGGGAAGAAUUCAGAAAUCUACCUGGUUCCCUUGAGUAGUUUGCCCUACCCUUUGUGAUCAUUCGUCCUGAACUCCUCUUGUCAGCUCAGGAAUGGGAUUCCCUGGGGAAGGAGAGUGUUUUCUGUUGUCAGAUGCGCAGGCUGUUCCUGCUGGGGCAGGGAGGAACAUGUGUCUGGUGAAUUUGCUUGAAGACAAUCACUGCCCUCUGUCCCUCAUCACUGUGUAGUGAAAACCUUGAUUAAAGUGGCAUCUGAGAACCA
Messenger RNA from Fukomys damarensis (Damara mole-rat), 1015 nucleotides. It is a transcript of the gene Smim12, whose product is annotated as small integral membrane protein 12. The record is from RefSeq and is a predicted model, not a curated record. NCBI's taxonomy places the organism in Eukaryota, Metazoa, Chordata, Mammalia, Rodentia, Bathyergidae. The coding region runs from base 93 to 371 and encodes 92 amino acids. The transcript has 2 exons.